Mercurialis annua (annual mercury) is the source of this 2179-nucleotide messenger RNA. RefSeq names its product low affinity sulfate transporter 3-like. Lineage: Eukaryota; Viridiplantae; Streptophyta; Magnoliopsida; Malpighiales; Euphorbiaceae. The transcript has 11 exons. The coding region runs from base 75 to 2069 and encodes 664 amino acids. Gene Ontology annotation, biological process: transmembrane transport. Gene Ontology annotation, cellular component: membrane. The record is from RefSeq and is a predicted model, not a curated record. Gene Ontology annotation, molecular function: secondary active sulfate transmembrane transporter activity.
AGGUAUGAAAAUGAAAUCACACUUCUUCACAUAUAAGAGUUCCUCCAAGCACUUCAAACAGACCAUCAGAAGCCAUGAGUUCACCUCCAACAUUGGAUCAAACUUUGAGAGCAGAUGAGCUAACCCAGCUACAUCAUAGUGACGCUGUUACUACCACUACCGGUCAGCUUGAAAGAGCUAAGUGGGUGCUGAAUUCACCCGACCCACCAGGUUUACUGGUCGAGCUUCUAGCUUCAGUGAAAACACUUCUUUUCAGUCAUGGAAACAGAACUUCAAAGCAAACUAGAAGCACCAGUAAGCGUGCCGUUUCAUUCUUACAAGCUAUGUUUCCAAUUCUGAGCUGGGGUCGAAAUUACAGAGUUUCCAUGUUUAAAAAUGACUUAAUGGCUGGUUUAACUCUUGCUAGCCUUUGUAUUCCUCAGAGCAUUGGGUAUGCUAAUUUAGCAAAACUCGAUCCUCAGUACGGACUCUAUACGAGUGUAGUUCCACCUUUGAUUUAUUCGGUAAUGGGGAGUUCAAGAGAAAUAGCCAUCGGACCGGUAGCUGUUGUAUCGAUGCUGCUUUCUUCAAUGAUUCAGAACAUACAAGAUCCUGAAACUGAUCCUGUUGCAUAUAGGAAGUUGGUUUUUACAGUUACGUUCUUUGCUGGAGCUUUUCAAGCUCUUUUCGGGUUAUUUAGAUUGGGAUUUCUGAUGGAUUUUCUGUCACAUGCUGCUCUGGUUGGAUUUAUGGGUGGAGCAGCCAUUGUUAUUGGUCUUCAACAGCUCAAAGGCUUAUUUGGUAUCUCUCAUUUCACUACUAAAACUGAUGUUGUCUCUGUCCUCCAUUCUGUCUUUACCUCAAUCCAUCAUCCGUGGUCACCAUUAAACUUUGUUAUUGGCUGCUCUUUCCUAAUAUUCCUCCUAUUUGCCAGGUUUAUUGGAAGAAGAAACAAGAAGCUAUUCUGGUUUCCAGCCACUGCUCCUCUAAUAUCAGUAAUAUUAUCUACUCUCAUAGUGUUCUUGACAAAAGCUGACAAGCAUGGAGUUAACAUUGUAAAACAUAUCAAAGGAGGGUUAAAUCCAAGUUCAGUUCAUCAAUUACAAUUCAAUGGUCCACACGUUGGCCAAACAGCUAAAAUUGGUCUCAUUGCCGCUGUUAUUGCUCUUACCGAAGCAAUUGCUGUCGGCCGGUCCUUCGCAUCCAUAAAAGGUUACCACCUCGACGGGAACAAAGAAAUGUUAGCCAUGGGGUUUAUGAACAUUGCAGGAUCAAUAACUUCUUGCUAUGUGGCAACAGGUUCAUUCUCAAGAACUGCAGUGAAUUUCAGUGCAGGAUGUGAAACUGUGGUAUCGAACAUAGUAAUGGGAAUUACAGUGAUACUAUCACUAGAAUUGUUGACGAGGUUUUUGUACUACACUCCCAUGGCGAUUCUUGCUUCAAUCAUUCUAUCUGCUCUUCCGGGACUCAUCGACAUUCAUGAAGCUUACCACAUUUGGAAGGUCGAUAAGCUAGAUUUCAUCGCUUGCAUCGGUGCUUUCUUCGGUGUUCUCUUUGUAUCUGUCGAAAUCGGUCUUCUUGCUGCGGUAGCCAUCUCAUUUGCCAAGAUUUUGCUGAACUCAAUUAGACCAGGCAUAGAAGAAAUUGGAAGAAUUCCAGCAACAGAUACUUACUGUGACAUAAAUCAAUAUCCCAUGGCAACUAAAACUCCAGACAUUUUAACUGUCCGAAUCAACUCUGCCUUACUCUGCUUUGCAAAUGCCAAUUUUAUAAGAGAAAGGAUAUUGAGUUGGGUGACGGAAGAAGCCGAGGAUGAGAUUAAAGAAAACACAAAGGGAAGGAUUCAAGUAGUAAUUCUUGACAUGUCCACCGUAACAAACAUGGAUACUGCUGGAAUUCUUGCACUAGAAGAGCUGCACAAGAAGUUGCUUACACAUGAAACAGAGUUAGUAUUAGCGAACCCAAGAUGGCAAGUGAUGCACAAGCUAAAGGUGGCUAAAUUUCUAGAGAAAAUUGGAAGAGAAAAGGUUUUCCUCACAGUUAGUGAAGCUGUAGAUGCAAGCAUAGCUACCAAAUUAACUAGCUGUUGAUUUUUUGUAUACCAAAAAUCAAGAACUUGUAAGCACACAACACUUGUUCUUCAAUUCGUAUAAAAUUGGUGAGACUUAAUCACUAAAAAAAUAUAUUAUUUUUUUGAUUA